Schizosaccharomyces cryophilus OY26 is the source of this 1389-nucleotide messenger RNA. RefSeq names its product hexokinase 2. Gene Ontology annotation, cellular component: mitochondrion; cytosol. The record is from RefSeq and is a predicted model, not a curated record. The transcript is spliced from 2 exons. Lineage: Eukaryota; Fungi; Ascomycota; Schizosaccharomycetes; Schizosaccharomycetales; Schizosaccharomycetaceae. The coding region runs from base 1 to 1389 and encodes 462 amino acids. Gene Ontology annotation, molecular function: glucokinase activity; ATP binding; fructokinase activity. Gene Ontology annotation, biological process: intracellular glucose homeostasis; glucose 6-phosphate metabolic process; glycolytic process.
AUGGAAGCUAAUUUCGAACAAGCUGUCAAGAAGCUCAUCAAUGACUUUGAAUGUCCCACCGAAUCUUUAAAAGAGGCUAUGAAGGAGUUCGAUGAGCUUCGCAAAAAGGGCCUUUCCAACGAUGGCGAAAUGCUCGCAAUGGCUCCUGCCUACAUUAGCAGUCUCCCUACUGGUCAGGAACAAGGUGAUUUUUUAGCCCUUGAUUUGGGCGGUACCAACUUACGUGUCUGUUGGGUUCGUCUUCUUGGCCAAGGCAAGUACGACAUCAAGCAAUCAAAGGCUACUUUGCCCAGAGAAUGUAUUCGUAACGAGUCUUCUCAACCUUUGGUUGACUUUGCUUGCGACCAUAUUGAGAAUUUCUUAAAGGAAAACUUCUCCAGUAAGUUUGGUUGCCCCGAAAGUGAGUUUCUUCCUAUGGGUUUCACAUUUUCCUACCCCAUGAACCAGACCUCCAUCGUCGACACUACUCUUAUCCGCUGGACCAAAGGCUUCAACAUCCCUGAAGCCAUUGGUCAAGACUUUGGUACUACUUUGACUGAGGGAAUGAGAAUCCGCAAACUUCCUGUUGUCAUCGAGGCUGUUAUCAACGAUACUGUCGGUACCCUUGUUACUCGUGCUUACACCUCUUGUGCUAAUAAUACUAUUAUGGGUGUUAUUUUCGGUACUGGCUCUAAUGGUGCUUACGUCGAAAACGUCGACCAAAUUCCCAAAAUGGCCGGCAAGGUCAAUAAAAAGAAGAUGCUUCUUAACAUUGAAUGGGGUGCUACCAACUUCACCAGCCUUCCCGCUACCCGUUAUGACUUGCUCCUCGACCACGAUACUCCUAACCCUGGUCGUCAAAUGUUUGAGAAGCGUGUCAGUGGUAUGUACUUGGGUGAGCUUCUCCGCCGUUCCUUGUUCCAUUUGAUCAAGGUUUAUAAUUUCAACAAUGGUAUUUUCCCCCCUUCCAUCACUGAUGCUUGGUCUCUCGAGACUUCUGUAGUUUCUCGCAUUGUUGCCAACCGCUCUGUCGAAAACGUCAAGGAAGUUCUCCGUCCCUACAGUAUCCGCUUCCGUAGUGAUGAGGAAGCUUUGCUUAUUUAUGAUGCUGCUUACUGCAUCGGCCGUCGCUCUGCUCGUAUUUCCGCCGUCCCCAUUGCUUCCCUUUACCUGUCUACUGGUCAUGCUGGUAAGCAGGCCGAUGUUGGUGUCGAUGGUUCCUUGGUCGAGCACUAUCCCAACUUUUUGGGUAUGCUCCGUGAGAGUUUGAAGGACUUGAUCGGUGAUGAUGAAAAGAACAUUACCAUUGGUAUUGCUAAGGACGGCAGUGGUAUUGGCGCUGCUCUCUGUGCUUUACAGGCUGUUAAGGAAAAUAAGACGAUUGAAGUUGGUAACUAUCCAUUGAAAUGA